AUGGACGCCGAGGCCAGUGACAAUGAUGGUGGCGGCAGCGGCUCCGAAGACGAGGCACUGAAUCCGCUGAAGUCCACACCGACGCUCGUCCCCGAGAGCUCCUUUCCCGCCGGAACAAAGUUUACUUCUGAUAGUGACUCGAAUAAGCGCUUUCUGGGGUACAAUGGAGAGCAUAUCAAGAGCCAGUUUACUCCUAUGCUAAUACCUGGCCUCCAAAACAUCAAGUCUGUUGUUUGCGGGGCCAACCACGCCCUCGCACUGGACAUCUCCGGCCGCGUGUGGUCGUGGGGUGUAAACGAAAAGCUGCAGCUUGGACGGAGACUCUAUGCACAGAACGACGACACGGAUAAUAGCUUCUACCCUCAUCUAGUCAAUCUCAGUCGUUAUGAAGUGAGGUGUCUUGCUGCUGGUCCAUACCACUCCCUGGCAGUCGACAACCGAGAUAGAGCUUGGGCAUGGGGCAUGAACAACCUGGGUCAAGCAGGACACGCCAAAACCGCCGGAAAAGACGGUGCAACUCUCCCCUACCCUCUACAAAUUCGGGCUCUGUCUGGGCAGGCGAUCCAGCUCCUUGCAGCCGGGGAACAGCACUCAGCAGCCGUCACCGGCGACGGACGCUGCCUAGUAUGGGGAUACAUCGACAAGCACAAUGGAUUCAAGCUGAGCCAAGAGCAGAUCAGCGACCGGAGUUUAGUUAUGUCCGAUGAUCAGGGCCGGUCACGCAUCCUACUCCAGCCUGUGGCUGUGCCUAACAUCGGCCAAGCAGCGUAUAUUUCGUGCUCUAGGAGCCACACCAUCUUUGUCAACAGGGAGGGCCGAGCUUUCGCUGCCGGAUUUGGGGAUGAGGGGCAGCUUGGAAGUGGGACAGAGAGUGACAACGACCUCGCCAAACCGGUGCAAGGGCUUGAUGGAGCCCAUAUCGUCUGGGCUGGGACAGGUGGAACGUUCAGCAUGGUGGCUGCACCAUUGUCCCAAAGCACAAUGAUGCUAAAUAAUGGUUCCAUGUAG
Molecule: messenger RNA, 1008 nt
Organism: Diaporthe citri
Lineage: Eukaryota; Fungi; Ascomycota; Sordariomycetes; Diaporthales; Diaporthaceae
Exons: 2
Coding region: 1-1008 (335 amino acids)
Source: RefSeq, a predicted model, not a curated record